Oppia nitens is the source of this 1014-nucleotide messenger RNA. RefSeq lists its product as uncharacterized. Lineage: Eukaryota; Metazoa; Arthropoda; Arachnida; Sarcoptiformes; Oppiidae. The record is from RefSeq and is a predicted model, not a curated record. The transcript has 2 exons. The coding region runs from base 160 to 1014 and encodes 284 amino acids.
AUAUGGUGUAUGAAUUUGGGAGAGUAUUCGGUUAGACAGUGAAGUCGACAUUUGGGAGUAAAUUAAUGACACGAUUAGUGAUAUAUUAAAUACAAAUCAGAAAUAACUGUAAAUAAGUUUUUGAGUUGUAUUUAGAAUUAAGUGAAUUGUUUGACAAAAAUGGGACCAAAAGUGAGACACAAAUUAAGGAAUAAAUAUAUCAAUCAUUUAAUCAAACAUAAAGUCAAACAACAAAUCAACAAAAGAGUUGUCACCAAAAGCUGGUCCACAAACAAACUGUUGACUCGAAACACAUAUUAUGAUAAAAUCAGUUAUCCGUUGGCUUCCACUGGUCAGCGACCAGUCAAUUGUGAUCAUCGGAUCAAUUAUUACAAGACAAUGACAAUUGAAGAGAAGAUAAUUCGGAUGUUUGGACAUCAAAAGCGAUGUCCAAACAGAUAUGAGAGGUCACAGUCUGGCCAUUGCGGUCAUGAUUUCGGUAAUAAACAAACAAAUGAUUACUGUUUUAAACAAAACAACACAUCGACGACCACUCAAAACAAUAAUAUAUUUGAUUUUUCGCUUAACAAUGACCUCAACAACAAUAACAAAGAAAAAUGUCAAGACUUGCCAUUUGAUUCAUUUCUGGAAAACAUUAGUUAUAAAUCCAAACUCUUUGAUAACUCGUUUACAGAAUCAUCUGUUCCAAUGACUAGCCAUCCGAAGAGUUACAGUAAAUUGAAUGAUAAUAACUCAAUGAGUAUGGAGUAUGUGAUGACCACAAGUGAUGACCAAUUUUACAAUAAUUAUAAUCGAGUUAUAGUUAAUGCAAUGGAUUUGUAUGCUUUGGAGCGCAAAAAGUUGGCUAAAAAGUGUCAGUUUUUCGGUGAAGAUAUACUUCAAAUGCUUUGUCAUUAUUUCAGUCGUUUGGUUGUCACCAAUGGAUCACCUCUUAAUAAGAACUGGAUUUUGAAUGGCAUUACUUUGAGACAAGAAAAUUAUAGCCAAUUUGAUAAUCAUUUAAAACUACUUUAA